CCUCUCUCAUUCCAAUAAUAUUUUAACAUAUUCCCCCGCCCCUCUUUCUCUCUCCUCUUAACCACCGGAGCAAAUCAAAUUAUCAAGCAUACUCCGGCGAUCUCGUCGAGAAACUCACCGGGAAACUUCCUAAUCAUGGCGACCACCGACAAAUACAACCUCAAGAACCCGGCUGUCAAGCGGAUCCUCAUGGAAGUUAAGGAGAUGCAAUCCAAUCCUUCUGACGAUUUCAUGAGUCUUCCUCUUGAGGAGAACAUAUUUGAAUGGCAAUUUGCGAUUAGAGGACCCCAAGAUACUGAGUUUGAGGGUGGAAUCUAUCAUGGAAGGAUUCAGCUACCAUCAGAGUAUCCAUUCAAGCCUCCUUCUUUCAUGCUGUUGACGCCCAAUGGUCGUUUUGAGACCCAGACAAAAAUAUGUUUGAGCAUAUCAAACCAUCAUCCAGAGCAUUGGCAACCAUCUUGGAGUGUUCGUACAGCGUUGGUGGCACUCAUAGCUUUCAUGCCAACAGCUCCUAAUGGUGCUUUAGGAUCUUUAGACUACAAGAAGGAAGAGCGACGUGAACUAGCUAUUAAAUCUCGUGAAGCAUCACCAAAGUUUGGAACUCCUGACCGGCAAAAGGUGAUUGAUGAGAUACAUGAAUACAUGCUUAGUAAGGCUCCACCAGUUCCUGAAAACCUGAAGCAGGCUUCUGAAGAGAACCCAGGUGAAAAGGAGGCUGAAGCAGAGGGAAGUGAGAAUGCUGGAAGAUCAGCUAAUUCUGUAGACCCUGCAAAUGCAGGAGGUGAGAGAGCUGUCGAGGAACCUCAAGCAGCUGUUGACAAUGCUAAUGCUGUGGAUCAAAGGGAAGCAGUUCCUAGACAAGUUAGAGCUGGAAUUCCAAACCAACAGCUUCAACACAGGCCUGCACCAAGGAAUCAAAGGCCCAGUGAUGAUCGUUUUCUCACAUGGGCAGCCGUGGGGUUGGCUGUUGCCAUUGUUUUUCUUGUACUGAAGAAGCUUGUGAAAUCCAGUGGUUAUGACGCUAUUUUUUUGAGCGAAUCGUAGAUACUAGAUAUGAUCGAUUUUGUGUGCAAAGAUGGCAGGCAGAUCAACAAGUCUUGCAUUUGUAAGAAUAUAUUGAAAGUAUAUGGUGUAGUGUAUAUUGUGUAGGCCUUAAUCAAGCUAUUUGAUUAUAGCAUUAUCAUGUUAACAUUUAUAUUGUGGUGAGGUUAUACCUUCUCUGGAAUAGUACGAAUAGUAUCCAACAUUCUAAAGAUGCUUAGUAAACUUGGUUUUUGACCUCACUGAUAAAGUUUGGUCUACUGAUGGUGGACUUUAGUUAAACUAUAUAUGUAACUUAUGUAAGCAACAUUCGCAGAUGAAUAUUGGUGUGAUCAAGCUUCUGUCUA
Chenopodium quinoa (quinoa) is the source of this 1388-nucleotide messenger RNA. Its product is annotated as ubiquitin-conjugating enzyme E2 32-like. The record is from RefSeq and is a predicted model, not a curated record. The coding region runs from base 136 to 1044 and encodes 302 amino acids. The transcript has 5 exons. NCBI's taxonomy places the organism in Eukaryota, Viridiplantae, Streptophyta, Magnoliopsida, Caryophyllales, Amaranthaceae.